Molecule: messenger RNA, 2594 nt
Organism: Hemibagrus wyckioides
Lineage: Eukaryota; Metazoa; Chordata; Actinopteri; Siluriformes; Bagridae
Gene: pgrmc2
Product: progesterone receptor membrane component 2
Exons: 3
Coding region: 17-619 (200 amino acids)
Cellular component (GO): endomembrane system; membrane
Source: RefSeq, a predicted model, not a curated record
GGCGCUAACGUGCAGUAUGGCGGACGAUGGGGACGGCAGGAGCGGAGUAGCUGAUACAAGUGGUGGGCAGGGGACAACAACAGAGGUGUUGGAUCCAGGGCCCGGUCUCGGCGGCAUGCUUCUCAACUUCGCCUUGCUAAUUCUGUUUUUGGCCGCGUGCUACGGCGUUUACCGACGGUGGUUCAGGAGGUCAGGCGCCGACGCGGGCCGAGGAGACGAGGCCUCGGCUUUGCCCAAGAUGGGCCGGCGGGACUUCACUCUGGAGCAACUGCGGGAGUACGACGGCGUCCAGAACCCGCGCAUUCUCAUGGCCGUCAACAUGAAAGUCUUCGACGUGACGAGCGGCAAAAAGUUUUAUGGACGCGAGGGGCCAUAUGGGAUCUUUGCGGGUCGGGACGCCUCUCGUGGUUUGGCUACGUUUUGUCUGGAGAAAGAUGCACUACGAGACGAAUACGACGAUCUGUCAGAUCUCAAUGCUGUUCAGAUGGAGAGCAUCAGAGAAUGGGAAAUGCAGUUCAUGGAAAAAUAUGACUACGUUGGUCGCCUGUUGAAGCCUGGUGAUGAACCAUCGGAAUACACAGACGAGGAGGACAUAAAGGACCAUCUGAAACACGACUGAUGUGACCAAAGCCUGAGACUCAGACCGCUAGCGUCCAGCCAAUUUGUCCCUUGUAGCCCAAACAUCACUCUUUAGCCCAACAGCUCUAAACUAUUGGACAACUACUAGUCCAUUGGAGUAGAUUCCACAGAUUAUGCAUCUCUUCUCCGAUCUUACAACCCCAGGCAGGAGUGUCUGUACGCUGUUCAGCAGCAACUGUGCUACAAAAUGGACGGCUCAGAUAUAGAUCUGUGUGGUAACUUCCAGAUUGGAGCAUUAAAUCUAAACCAUACUUGCCUCAAGGUGUCCCUUUAUACCUGCUACAAACUCCUGUGGUUGUUCAUCCUCAUCUCCAUUCAUACCAUGCUCUGUGUGCAUUUUUGUUUUUCCCUGCUGCAGCACACCUGCUUCAACUCGUCAGCCAAAUAUUAUUAAGCCCUUUUUGAGCUGAGUACGGUGUGUUUAGGAAGGGAAAAUCAAAAACAUUUGAAUUUCCCAGGAUUAUAAACAAUUUGCGCUCUGCUUCUUUUUCCUCAAUGUCCCUGUCUGCCUCUGUGCUCCAUCACAGUCCAUCCAAAUCUACUGUCUUGGAAAAAGGUAUUAGUUAUCCCUUCGUGUUUUCCCCACUCUUCCUGCUCCACUGCAGCCAUGGGCCUUGGCUUGGUCUCCUGUUCACCUCUUUACACUUGCUCCAUAUGCUUUAAGAACUUAGCCCCAUAUGUUUAAGCAGUCCUGGGUCUUUUAAAAAACAAUCCUGCACAUGUGUGUGUCCUGGUGAUGGACUGUUAAUGUGAAAAAAUGUUAAAAUGUAUGAAACACUGAAAUCCCACAUUUUUAAUUCAAUUCUGUUGAUGAAAAGCCUUAUGCUAAUGGAACUGUCUGAAAGAGGGGGGUGAAGUGGUGCGAUCCAAAACUGGAUCACAAAAGCUGCACUAUUUUUAUUUUUUCUUUUCUUUUCUUUUCUUUUUUUUUAAACACAGCAUCAUUUUAAAUCAUCUGCAAAUUUGAGGUGCAUUCAAUUAGAUGGUCAGAUGUUAAUACCAAUUAGCCGAUCUGAAGUCUGAGUUGUGGGUGUGUUCUCUUUCAGCAUUACAGAUUUUCUUUUCAUUUUUUUUUUUUUUUUGGGUAUGAUAUGCACUUCUGGUGCCACAGCUUAAUCACAGUGUGAUUGUAUGCAUUCAGUUCAGGUAAGUGAAGAGGGAAAUAUUGAGGGAGUAGCGAGAUCUUGCCAGAUUUUUUUUUUAAAAAUAAAGAACGCAAAGGGAAAAUCGGCUUUCGAUCACUUAAAUUCCUUGGAAUGGCAAUUUAACAGUCAGUCCUGUUCCCCUUCAACCCAACUCCUUAACGGAAACAGUGCGAGUAGAAUUUGUGCCUUAUUUUUUUGUUCUCUUCAGAAACAAUUUACGGCAAAAAGAAAUAGAAGGCAAGUAGGAAAAUGAAUACAAAACUAUUGCCCCUUUCUCACAUUCUUCUAUUGGUGGUAUUAAACACUCUUUACUAUGCGCCCUUUUUAACUAUGAAAACAAUGAAAAGGCAUGCAUCACGCUUGAAAGAUCUUUCCCCACCUCAUUGCCACCUUGUACAUAGACUUUAAAGAAUAUUCAGUGUUACUGCCAUGUUGCUGUAGUUAAUGGACUCUAUGUACUACUGUGUUGUAUUGGCCAUAAAUCUGUUCCAUCAUUCUCUCUCUCUCUUUAUUUUCUCUGCUGACGUUCAUUUUAAGUGUGGAAGAAACAGUAUAAGAUCUUUACUGGAGACUAGGCAGAGGUGCGAAGGAUUAAACACUUGUUUUGUUGAAUAUUUUUUUGGGGAGGGGGGGCAAGUGGUGGAUUCUGUAAAUAUGUGUAUCAUUUUAUUGAAGCAUGUUUGGCAUAACUAUGAGCUAAUGGUGGUUUCUCCCCACGUCACGUAUUUAAUUGUUGGGACUCUGUGUGUGAGUGAGCGAGAGGAAGAGAUGUGUCGAUGCAUAAACAAAUAAACAGAUUUGGAUAAUAAA